Molecule: messenger RNA, 4630 nt
Organism: Amphibalanus amphitrite
Lineage: Eukaryota; Metazoa; Arthropoda; Thecostraca; Balanomorpha; Balanidae
Product: diacylglycerol kinase theta-like
Exons: 18
Coding region: 196-2955 (919 amino acids)
Biological process (GO): diacylglycerol metabolic process; intracellular signal transduction; lipid phosphorylation
Molecular function (GO): ATP-dependent diacylglycerol kinase activity
Source: RefSeq, a predicted model, not a curated record
GGUCGCCAGGCGGCGGUGGGCCGAGCGGCGUCGCUGGCGACGAUGUGUGGUGGUUGCUGGCCAAAUGGCGGCCGCCGGCGGCGCGUUUAGUGCAGUGCGACACCCAUGUUGGACGCCGCAGGCGACAUGACCUAGCCGGCAGCAGCGGCGGGCCGAGCGGCAGUGCACCUGUGGGCCGCUGUGCCAGCCGGAAAUAUGGCGGCCGUGCCCAGCCCCGAGAGCCAGGGCCACUUCUUCGUGAAAAAGACCUUCCACCGGCCGACCUACUGCCACCACUGCACCGACCUUCUCUGGGGCUUCAUCGGCCAGGGAUACAUCUGUGAAGUUUGUAACUUCGUCAUCCAUGACCGAUGUCGGACCAACGUCGUAUCACCUUGCUUUACUAUCGCGGCAGCUUUUAUAAAGAACCCUGUGGCCCACUGCUGGGUGGAGCCUGGACACUACAAGCGGCGCUUCUGCAACAUUUGCAGGAAACGGCUGGACGAUACCUGGGCUCUGCGGUGUGAAGUGUGCGAGUAUUACGUGCACGUGGACUGCCAGGAGUUCGCCGUACCCAACUGCAAGACCAGCUCCGAGUUCAUCCCAGGUCAGAAGGUGUCCGAGGUGCAGCACGCGCACCUCUGGCGCGAGGGCAACCUGCCCAGCAACAGCAAGUGCGCCGUCUGCCGCAAGACCUGCUGGUCGUCCGAGUGUCUGACGGGGAUGCGCUGCGAGUGGUGUGUGACCACGGUACACGCGCCAUGUAUGAAAUACAUUCCACCUCAGUGCAAAUAUGGUGCAAUGGAGCCGCUGGUUCUUCCUCCAAGUGCAGUGAGUUUUCCACGCACAGAGGUGCCCAGGGAUAUCCUUCUUGGUAUGAUCAGCAAACGAAAAGAAGCCAUUCCGAAGGAUUUUUCUGCGCCUCGAAGCAUAUCGGAAGAGUUCAGUAGCGGUGAAGUGAAAAGUCACGAAGACGGGCUGGAACAAAAGAACAGUCGAGAGUCCAGCAAGAAGAAACAAAACGAUGAGCAGGAUGAUGUAUUGAUCAAGGUGUUUGACGGCAACUGUUCGCUGCGGAGACGGAUGUUCCGGACGAUAGCAGUCAGCAGGUCGGCAGCCACCGACGCCAUCUUGUCCACGGCGCUGGCAGCCUUCCACAUCGGCUCCAAGUCAGCGGACAAGUACUACCUGAGUGACGCCUACUGUGAGGAGGAGGCGGAGCUGGACGGUGGAAUGCUGGUUAGGCAGCUGUGCAAGCGCGACGGUCGCCGUCCGGCGGUGUUCCUCCGGCUACGACAGGAGACAAACCACUCAGGCUACAUCCGCGUGCACCCGCAGCAGCUGCGCGUGCAGGAGGAGCAGCUGGACGUGCCCGUGUCGGACGCGACCACGAGCCGGCAGGUGAUCGAGUACUGUCUCCGCCAGCUGGGCCUGACCGGGCCGGACGACUACACGCUCAGUGAGGUGCUCAUCGACCGCAACGUGAACGUACGCGAGCUGGCGCCCGACGAGCGACCCUGGGAGCUGAUGAAGUCCAUCAGCCGCGACUCAGUGCUGCAGAUGACUCUGGCCCGGUUCCACCUGGCCGAGCGGAGGGACCCUCACGGGCCCAGCGUGCCCCUGUUCGUGGGAAACCUGCCGCUCAACCUCAACCAGCGCCAGUACGAGAAAAUCCUGCUGGCCAUCCUCGGCAGAGCAAACAAAUUUUCAUCAAUCGGGCCCAUCUACUACGAGUACGGCUCGCUGGUGAUCGUGUACAAUAACGCCGAGGAUGGCACCCGCGCCUACUACGCCCUUCAGGAGGCCUCGUACGAGGACAAACAUCUGCUGGUGAUGAUACUGCCGUCACUGUCACCGGAGCUGAUACCACCCGGGGUGCGGCCCGUGCUGUUCUUCGUCAACGUCAAGUCGGGCGGCUGCCAGGGCCUCGAGCUCAUCACCAGCUUCAGGAGGAUGGUCAACCCCAGCCAGGUUUUCGACCUCGACAACGGCGGCCCGCUGCCCGGGCUGUACGUGUUCCGGAAGGUGCCCGACUACCGGAUACUGGUGUGCGGCGGAGACGGCACCAUCGGCUGGGUGCUCCAGUGUCUGGACAAUGUUGGCCAGGACAGCGAGUGCUCCUCCCCACCGUGCGCCAUCGUACCACUCGGCACUGGGAACGACCUGGCGCGAGUGCUGCGCUGGGGUCCCGGCUAUUCGGGCGGAGAGGAUCCCAACACGCUGCUGCGAGACGUCAUCGAUGCCGAGGAGGUCCGCCUGGACCGGUGGACGGUGGUGUUUCACCCGGACGACAAGGGCUCAGAGGUGGACUUCACCAAGUCAGCGCUGCCCAACUCGCAGGGUUCCACCAGCGAAGACAACACACAGAUUUUCGUCAUGAACAACUACUUCGGCAUUGGGAUCGACGCUGACCUGUGCCUGGACUUCCACAACGCCCGCGAGGAGAACCCGGACAAGUUCAACAGCCGGCUGCACAACAAGGGCGUCUACGUGAAGAUGGGCCUGCGGAAAAUGAUGAGUCGGAAAAUGUGCAAGGACCUCCACCGGCACAUGAAGGUGGAGGUGGACGGAAAGCCCCUGGAACUGCCGCCUGUCGAGGGCAUCAUCAUCCUGAACAUCCUCAGCUGGGGCAGCGGCGCCAACCCGUGGGGACCGGAGAAGGACGACCAGUUCGGCACGCCCAACCACUGGGACGGAAUGCUGGAGAUCGUGGGCGUGACGGGCGUGGUGCACCUGGGCCAGAUCCAGUCGGGCCUGCGCUCGUCGAUCCGCGUGGCGCAGGGCGGCCACAUCCGCAUCCACCUGCACACAGACAUGCCUGUACAGGUGGACGGCGAGCCGUGGGUGCAGCCCGCCGGAGAGGUGGUCGUCCUCAAGUCGGCACUCAAGGCGACAAUGCUAAAGAAAAUCAAAAUGCGCCGCCGCAAUACAGAGUCCUCGCUGGUAUCCACGGAAGGCGAGUCGACCCGCGACUGAGAGUCCGCACCAGCGUCGCCCCUGCCCUCCCUCCCCGUCCGCCCUGCCCCGGCCCCUCGCUGUCGCGCGCGCGCCGGCCGCCAGGGCGGCACAGAGGGAGCAUGCGACCACCUCUGGUGCCGCCGCGGCGCGCCGCAGUCUGUGACCCUGCCCCUCCCCCUCUCUUCUUUCUCGCUCUCUGUCUGUGUCCACCCGUGCGCGCGCGGCGCCUGGCGCGUGCAGGCCACCAUGCUGAAGAAGCUGAAGUCGACCAAGCUGCGCCGCAGGAGCACGGAGCCGAGCCUGGGCGGCGGCGCUCAGCUGGUGCCCACGGUCUCCUCCCCGGCCGGCGAGCGGGUGUGACCGGGCCGGCGAGCGGGUGUGACCGGGCCGGCGAGCGGGUGUGACCGGGCCGCCGGCGCCCUAGGAGCUAGUGGUCGGCGCCGCCGCCGCCCCAGUGGGUGUUAGUUGAUGUGUGCACAACCCCGCACGCCCAGUAGCGGGCAGCGCACACCGGACUCGCGCCGAGCUUAGGUGUGUCAGUAUGUGGUGGGCGCAGUGCCGUUUUUGAGGUAUGUAUUUAUUUGUUACGGCCAUCGGCGACGCUUGCUGCAGACGCUGCCUUGUUGUUACCAUAGUCUUAAAUAUCACUUUGUACGCGAGUUUACCUAGAUAUUCCGUAGAGCUUGUCAGAUUAUUUUUAUAUGUCCUUGUUGCGGGCGAACUGGCCCGCUCACAAUCGGUUUGCGCAACAGUGGGACGGCCCGACAAUCGUAUACGCGGCGACAUUCCAGACGUGCGGGGCGGCACCGCGAGCCGCCCCGGGGCACAUGUCGCAGGUCACAGCGCCGGCCGGCGGCGGCGUGUCGUCGCCGCCGCUGCGCUCGUGUAGCAUUGUCUCCGAACGGUAUAUGUUGUUCCGGUUGAUUUCGAGACAAGCUCCGAGUAUGGGAUAUUUUCUCACACCCCUCACCUAGUCCGUGUCGGCGGGUCGCGCCGCCCCAGAGUAGCCGGCCGUCGGCGCGACGGCGCCCCGACAGUGCCAAUCUUACUGCUUGUCUCGUGCUCACUGUUCUGAUGUACCGUGCAUGUAUAGGUGUUAGAGUAGCGCUCGACCGCAUGCCUCCCGCGACCGGUGGCGCCCUGCCAACAUCGAAUCGGCCGCCCCGGGCCGCUACCCUCCUGUCCCCGCCGCGCCGCGCCACUCCACAGGGUCUGCCCCCUCUCUCUAUCUCUGCCCGGCUCGCGCUGUCCUCGGCGGCACACGCCGCCUGUGUGUGCGUCCGUGUGGGUGGGUGUGCGAGCGAGAGCGUCAGCGAGACGAGCUGGCCGGGCGGCGCUGCCGGUCGACGACAGCGCCGCUCGGCGGUCGUGGUUGGAACCAACCACACCAUCGGGCAGUGCCGGCCUGGGGCUCAGUUGUUGUGUGGCAACCCAUCCGUUCCACUCAACAAUACGCCGGCAAGGCCCGAUGGCGCGAACCGAGACAAUCUCAUGUUUUCUAUGUGUUGUACGUAGGGUUGCAGUUUCUGAUCGUCGUGAUUCGCUGGCGUUGGGUUUUAGUGUGGCGUGGCGCUGUUGGGCCCGGCCGCCGGUGUGUCCGUACUCGACUCGGCUCCGCCGGCCGGCCUGGCCCGACCAGCGCCCUUUCGGUUGGUUUUUUAUUGUUAUGUCUGCAAUAAAUAUACCAGCUGUA